AUGGCCAACGCGCAGGAGGUGCUGAGCACCGUGGCUGGCGGCCUCAAGAAGCUUGUCAAGAGCACCGGCAAGGCUGGGUGGAUCGCAGGCACGACCUUCCUCAUCCUGGUGGUUCCGCUGAUCAUUGAAAUGGACCGUGAGCAGCAGCUAGUCGAGUUCGAGAGCCAGCAGCUGAAUGCUCUGACGGGCAGCGCAGCCGCGCCCGCCGCCAAGUGA
This is a messenger RNA of Chlorella variabilis, 216 nucleotides long. RefSeq lists its product as hypothetical. The record is from RefSeq and is a predicted model, not a curated record. The transcript is spliced from 3 exons. The coding region runs from base 1 to 216 and encodes 71 amino acids. Gene Ontology annotation, cellular component: mitochondrial outer membrane. Gene Ontology annotation, biological process: intracellular protein transport. Lineage: Eukaryota; Viridiplantae; Chlorophyta; Trebouxiophyceae; Chlorellales; Chlorellaceae.